Octopus bimaculoides (California two-spot octopus) is the source of this 3959-nucleotide messenger RNA. RefSeq names its product fasciclin-1. The record is from RefSeq and is a predicted model, not a curated record. Gene Ontology annotation, molecular function: cell adhesion molecule binding. Gene Ontology annotation, biological process: extracellular matrix organization; cell adhesion. Gene Ontology annotation, cellular component: extracellular matrix. NCBI's taxonomy places the organism in Eukaryota, Metazoa, Mollusca, Cephalopoda, Octopoda, Octopodidae.
CCCGUCUCAACUGCUCUCUCAAAACUGGGACGACCUGAACGAUUGUGUUUUAUAUAUGUAUAUUACUCAUUAUAUGUACGUAUUCACAAUACCAAAACCGUAUACGGCGUACGGUUAGAGUAAUUCGUUGAAAAUUUUCUGUCUUUAAAUUUUGUACGUUUUAGAUUAUUCGUUUAUAUUUCAAACGAUCACUUCACAACUUCCUAUCACCACCACAAACACACAUAUACAAUCUACAUGUAUUUAUUUGUUUAUGAUUGCAAGCAUCAUGGCUGACAUACCUGGAAAUAUAAUUUUCUUAAUUACAUCCUUACUUACAUUGUUUCACCCAUUAAUAAUACCUGUGGAAAGUAAUAACAACGCAAUUGUACAAGCCGACAAAUAUCUUUUAGAGCUGAUCAAGGCUGAAGGUUUAACGAAAUUUUCAGGAUUUAUACAAAAGGCAAAAAUAGAAGAAAGCUUCACAAGCAAUAUUGCCAGAACUGUGUUUGCAUUCACCGACAAAGCCUAUUUUGAACUUCCACCUGAACGCAAGACCAGUAUUGAAUCUAUGAGUGAGAAAGAUUUGGAAUAUUUUGUGAAAUUCUUUACAGUAUACAAUAGGAGGAUCCAAAGUUCUGAAAUAAUAAACAAUGGCAUCCUAAAAAGCAAUAGCAAAAAUCAGAAUCUUUUAUUUACUUCAAGACCGAGUUUAAAUACCAAUUCUGAUAACACUGAACAAAUCUACAUCAAUGGUGCUCGCAUUAUACGGUCAAACCUCAAUGCCGUAAAUGGAAUUUUACAUAUUAUCGACACAGUUUUGCAAGUAACCAGCAACAAUCAAGCUAUUGUAUAUCUGGAGAAACCUGAAGAUAGCCGUGUUAAAACCAGUAAAUUCUAUAAGUUGAUAAAAGUGUUCUCUGUUAUUGAAGAUGAGUUGCGUAAUAUGAACAGAAUGACUCUUUUUGUACCCUCUGAUGAAGCAAUGCAGAAAGUUGAUGACAAGAAACUUGAACAGUUAAGCAAUGACAAAGAAAGCAUAAAAAAGAUCAUUGACCAGAGUAUUAUUCGUAACGAGGUUCUUUUUACUUCAUCUACUGAUGUCCGUAUCCGUGGUAUUCCAUCUAAAACUGUACCAUUGUUAUAUAAGAAUUCAUUUGAUCAAGUGUCUGUCUUUUCUGGAGACUCGACAGCCAACAUCAUUAUUGGCAAUAUAUCUGUUUCCAAUGGUGUUAUCCAUGUAGUUGACAGAAUGCUUGGAUAUGUGUUCAAUUCAGUGAUGGAAGAAAUACGAAAUGAUGUCAGUGCCUCGAAGUUUGUACAAUUCCUGUCCAUGAUUAAUAUUGCCAUUAUUAAUGAGGCUCUCAAGACUGAUGAUAGAGUAACACUGUUUGUCCCAACCAAUGAAGCUUUUGCUCGUGUACCUGAACAAACUAAAUUCCUGGCAAGUAACCCAGCAUGUUUAGAGGAGAUUGUAAAAUUUCACAUUAUUCGUGAUCUCAAAUGGCAAUUGGUCCAAAUUGGAGGAGAAUAUGAUGCCAGGGAAAAAAUGCGUUCUAUGGCAGGUUAUUAUCUUAAAGCCUACAAUUUUGAUUAUGAUCGUUAUGUUGAUAGUGUUGGUGUUAAAGCGAAGCUUCUUAGUACAGACAUUGGCUGCACUAAUGGCUUGGUUCAAAAGAUUGACCGAAUAUUUGGCAUUCCUGAUAUGGAUAUUCCUAGCCUGAUCGACAAUCAUCCUUGGCUUCAAGAGCAACCAUAUGCUGCAUUGCAAAUAACUGGCCUGCAACAAGAACUAACUGACAAUAAAAGAAUUUAUAACUCUAAUAGUAGGUUUCUGUCAACAAAUUAUAGACGAUGUGGUUUUCAGAAAUGUGAUUUUACUGUGCUUAUUCCAAAUGGGACUGCCAUUGAGAUAAUGAUGCGAAAUCAUAUUGGGAAAGAGAUUUGGAAGAGUCCUAAGGUACUGAAAAAGGUCUUCCAACGAAUGAUAUUCACAGACCAGUGUAUCUUUAUGGAUUCAUUGGCUGAUGGUAUUCAAAAUUUUUUCUCUUCUGUUGGAGUACCAGUAGUUUUCCAAAAAAGUCAACUCUCUCAAACAAUCCGACUUGGUCAUAAAGUUGCAAAAGUUUUGCAUUCUGACCUGGCAGCCACAAAUGGUAUUGUUCACAUCAUCGACCAAGUUCUCUUUUUAAAUGAUGAUCUGUUGUUUGGAAACGCUGCUCAGCCUCGACUUUCUACUGUGUUAAUGAUCGUUUCACUCAUUUUAUUGCUGUGCACACACACGUGACCAUAAUUUUAUUAAAAGGAAAAUACGGAUAGAUACUCAGAUUGUUUCUACAUUGAAAAUGUGAAUGCAAAUGUUAUAAAUGAAAUACUGUGUGUGUGUGUGUGUGUGUACCUGUACCUGGAUGCUCGCAUUCGGAUAUUUUCUGUUUACUGUUCAUUGUUUGAAUCUUUUGGACUAAAACUUUGUUUCUGACUGUAUCCUGGUACUGGGUUUUAUCAAAUACACAGAUACUGACUUUUACUUUUAAAAUAUUUUUAAAAUGAUACAAAUUAGAUGAUAUUUUUUCGAAAGCAGAAUUGCCGUUAGAGCAGCUUUAAGCCAAAGUACUGGAUAAAUUACCAUUACAAAAUUUGUCAACAACAUAUUUAAAAAAUAUUUCAGUGUCUGUGUGACUGAUGCAGGCUUUAAAUUUGAAACUGAAGCUUUAUAUAUGCAGUUGAAAAUAUUCUGAUUGAAUUGGGAAAUCAAUGGAAUGAAGAAAAUACUUGAUGGGAAAAAAAAAGGGAGUAAUUGAUGAAGGAAAGAAAGAUUUGUUGGAAGGAAAUAUUUGGUAAGAGGUGAAAGGAUUGGAUGAGUAAAAGUGAAAUUUAAUAAAAGAAAGAUGCAAUAAAUGAGUGAAAGAAAAGCUGGUUGAAAGGUGAAAAAAUUAUCUGAAGAAGGAGAGAUUAAACAAAGGAAAGAAAAAUCUAAUGAAAAAAGAAGAAAGCAAAUAAAAUGUGUUGAGAAACAAAGGAAAAAAAUAUAUGAAAGAAAUGGAUGGAAGGAAAAAAAAACGAAUAAAAUAAAGUUUGAAUGAGUAAACGGUUUUAGUAAAUCACUGAAAUAUUCUUUUGUUAAGAAAACAAACAAAAAAUCAUUCUGCAAAAAAAAAAAAAAUCUAUAAAAACUUACACUGCCAUCUUUAUACUACUGAAAUUUAUAUACAACAGCAUUCUGUAUGUCUUACUGUAUGUAUGUCUUAAUAAGCUAUGGAAAGCCUCAAAACAGUAUAUCCAUGUUAAGAUACACAGACUGAUAUUUUGAGUUAAUACAUCAGUUGCUAAUAAAGUUUUACCCACCCUGCCAGCUAUUUGUGACAGCAGGGAUUUGUUAAUCAUUCUGGACGCUUUUUGUCUGCUACUUGUACAUCUGUUCUUUUUAGCUCUGUACGCCUAUACAGUGGAGGCGCAAUGGCCCAGUGGUUAGGGCAGCAGACUCGCGGUCAUAGGAUCGCGGUUUCGAUUCCCAGACCGGGCGUUGUGAGUGUUUAUUGAGCGAAAACACCUAAAAGCUCCACGAGGCUCCGGCAGGGGAUGGUGGCGAACCCUGCUGUACUCUUCCACCACAACUUUCUCUCACUCUUACUUCUUGUUCCUGUUGUACCUGUAUUUCAAAGGGUCAGCCUUGUCACACUGUGUCACGCUGACUAUCCCCGAGAACUACGUUAAGGGUACACGUGUCCGUGGAGUGCUCAGCUACUUGCACGUUAAUUUCACGAGCAGGCUGUUCCAUUGAUCGGAUCAACUGGAACCCACGACGUCGUAAGCGACGGAGUGCCAACAACAACGUCUAUACAAGAAACUUUCUAAAGAGGAAAGACACAAUAUUGUAGCUUUCUGACUAUAUAUGUACGCUAUACAUAGAAUACUACUUUGAACAAACACUGCCUCCUUUGCCAAUAUUGAAUUUAUAAAUAAUAAAAAAUACAACGGAA